GAGUUUCCUCAGUGCAUGGACUCUCCGGUAAUUCAUCAGUCGUUCUUUCUCGUGGUAACUGUUGAAGAAGGUGCCUCGCCGCGUCUUCUCAUUCAACAAACAUGGGUUUCGUCAAGGUAAUUAAGAACAAGCAGUACUUCAAGCGUUUCCAAGUUAAAUUCAAGAGGCGUCGUGAAGGUAAAACUGACUACUAUGCGCGUAAACGUUUGACGAUUCAAGAUAAGAACAAAUACAACACUCCCAAGUACCGUCUGAUCGUUCGUUUCUCAAACAAGAACAUCACGUGCCAGGUUGCUUACUCGAGAAUCGAGGGAGACAGAAUCGUCUGCGCUGCCUACAGCCACGAGCUCCCCAAGUACGGAGUAAAAGUUGGACUUACCAACUAUGCUGCCGCCUACUGCACUGGUCUUCUUCUCGCCAGAAGAUUGUUGAAACAAUUGGGUCUGGACAAGCUCUACACCGGAACCACUGAAGUAACUGGUGAUGAAUACAACGUAGAAGAGCUUGAUGACGGACCAGGAGCAUUCAGAUGUUACUUGGAUACUGGACUCAUGCGCACUACCACUGGCGCACGUGUUUUCGGCGCCAUGAAGGGAGCCGUUGAUGGUGGACUCAACAUCCCCCAUAGUACCAAGCGAUUCCCCGGUUACGACAGUGAGUCUAAAUCAUUCAACGCUGACGUCCAUCGCCAACACAUCUUUGCUCAGCACAUCGCUAACUACAUGAAGCAGUUGGAAGAGGAAGACGACGAAGCUUACAAGCGUCAAUUCUCUCAGUACAUCAAGCACGGAAUCGCUGCUGAUGCUAUCGAAGAGAUCUACAAGAAGGCCCAUGCUGCUAUUCGCGCUAAUCCCGAGUUCACACCCAAGGAAAGAACCAAGGAGCCGGUUAAGAAACGCUGGAACCGCGCUAAAUUAUCGCUUUCUGAACGCAAGAACCGCGUCAACCAAAAGAAAGCAUCAUUCCUCAAAAAAAUGGCAGAGGCCGAAGCUUAAAAAGCCGGUCGUAAGCUUGAGUUUUUUGUACCUCAACAAACUUACGUUCACAGUGUCAUAUUUAUAUGUAGUCUGUGAACGAUGGUACGAAAAUGAUAAUAAAAACCUUGAAACGUC
Molecule: messenger RNA, 1112 nt
Organism: Microplitis demolitor
Lineage: Eukaryota; Metazoa; Arthropoda; Insecta; Hymenoptera; Braconidae
Gene: RpL5
Product: 60S ribosomal protein L5
Exons: 5
Coding region: 102-995 (297 amino acids)
Biological process (GO): ribosomal large subunit assembly; translation
Cellular component (GO): ribosome; cytosolic large ribosomal subunit
Molecular function (GO): 5S rRNA binding; structural constituent of ribosome
Source: RefSeq, a predicted model, not a curated record